Molecule: messenger RNA, 1398 nt
Organism: Symbiodinium pilosum
Lineage: Eukaryota; Dinophyceae; Suessiales; Symbiodiniaceae
Source: the annotation of a GenBank genome assembly
AGUGCCAGUUGCCACUUGGCUGGCCUCCGUAUCGGGGAUGCAGCCAUGAUGAUGGCAUUCCGUACAGUCAUUGUAGCUGUGCUGGCAGGGCCAGCGCUUGCCACCGUCUUGGCAAGGACAAAGCUGCGGCAAUCAUCGGGAUCGUGGCAGGACUUCUCACCUUGCAGCUGUGCCCAAUGCCUGGGAGAACACAGAAAUGAAGGUGGAGCAGGAAGCGUCGGCUUCCAGUGCUUCCCAAAGAGUUCAAGCUUGGCCGACUGUCGCCAGUCGGAGGACAUGGCUGCUCGCGUGGUGCAGAGUGCGGACGUCGUGAGCUACGACCGCUACUGCUUGUAUACUUGCAAGCCCCUACUGACUGAUGAGAUCAAGCCCGUGGUGGAUUGUGCACACCUUGAUCAUCACGAGAUAACGGAUCUGGCUCAGAGUCCCACUUCCAAUGGAAGGGAGAUUGUGUAUGAGGCACAUCCUUUGGCGCGAGUGGGACCUAUCUCGCAAUGGGUUCCGCUGCCUGAGGCAUCUGCCACAAAUCCAACUUUGGAUGCCAGGUCCAGUGAUCCAGUCGGCGCAAUCAGAGGAACUUUCUCAUCUUUGAGGAGACAGGAAGCCGCCGCUCCAGGUGUCAGCCCAUACAACCUUCCCGAUGCUGCUAAGGCCCCUCCACUAUGCGUUUGCCACUGUGGCAACAGAGUGAACCGCUUCCGCCAGACGGAAAGCGACGGUAUUGUUUACCCCAAGCCGAAGCAGGUGAAGUUGCCACUGUCUGUAACAUCUUCUGGGAAUCCAGCAGUACAACCAGAGCCUCUACAGCCUCCAAUGCCACCGCCUCCUCCAGCAGACUUGCCGCCACCGUCAAUGCCUCUGGGGUUGUUUCCUGGCCAGGAGCUGCCACCACUGCCCGAGGCUCCCCUGGAGAUCACCGCGCCUUUAUCGCCAUCUGAAAUAGGGUUGCCAGAGGCCGGAGCGACUUCAGAGAAGGCUUCGGAGAAGCCAGUUUCCUUCUUGCAGGAGGUGCUGGGGCGCGUUUACAAGGUCUUGUGGCACUUGCAGCUUCGCGCCAUGGCGGCCACGGAAGUGGUAGCCUUGAUGUUCCCCGGCUCACUGAAGAUCUUUCAGCGGAGCACGGAGGCAAACUACAGGAUAGAGAUUGCUCGGCACUACAUCAUCAAUGUUCGUCAGCUUUGGAUGUUCCUCAGACAUGCAGCCCAUUUGUCGGAUCAUCUGCGGGGCGUCACUCUGGACGGCUUGGAAAAGGCAUGCUCGGCCAUCCACAGUUUGGCUUGUUCGCUGCGAACCCAAGAGCAACACGAGGCAGGCAUUGCACUAAUUUUCAAACAGCCCCGAAGUUUACAACAUGAUGAAUGGAUUCAAGAAGCGGUCAAGUGUUACUGCACUUGCUGA